AUCGAGGAGCGGGAUGUUCAAGUGGAUGAUUUCGGGCCACAAAGGCCACAAGCACAAGCAAGAAAAGCUCAACAACGCCGUCAGUAACAAGAACAAGAACAACCUCAAACAGCAGCAGAACAAUCAUAAUAACAGCAGCGCAGCGGGGAGCGGUCAGCAGCACGAACAGGGCAGCGGAGAACAGCAGUUGCACAUGUCAGAGACGAAUAACAGCAGCGCUUAUAACAACCAGGUGAACAGCACGCAAGAACACUCGUCAGCAGAACACGUGAACAGCGGCGUCAGCGGCGGAGACAUCAAUCAGAACGUGGAGAAAUGUGACAACGUUGCCAACACUAACGGGCACGUGCGCGGCGUGGACAGGGAAACGACACAUUUCAUCCACUUUGGUGCGCACUUUGAGACGAAAUCGCUCCGGGAGAACCUCUUAUUAUUGUUAUACAAGGAUAUUCUCUGUGCUGAUUGGCUGUUCGGCAACGUAUGA
This is a messenger RNA of Penaeus monodon (black tiger shrimp), 484 nucleotides long. RefSeq names its product homeobox protein 4-like. NCBI's taxonomy places the organism in Eukaryota, Metazoa, Arthropoda, Malacostraca, Decapoda, Penaeidae. The record is from RefSeq and is a predicted model, not a curated record.